Hypomesus transpacificus is the source of this 1224-nucleotide messenger RNA. RefSeq names its product LIM homeobox 1b (gene lhx1b). Gene Ontology annotation, molecular function: DNA-binding transcription factor activity, RNA polymerase II-specific; RNA polymerase II transcription regulatory region sequence-specific DNA binding. NCBI's taxonomy places the organism in Eukaryota, Metazoa, Chordata, Actinopteri, Osmeriformes, Osmeridae. The record is from RefSeq and is a predicted model, not a curated record. Gene Ontology annotation, cellular component: nucleus. Gene Ontology annotation, biological process: regulation of transcription by RNA polymerase II; neuron differentiation.
AUGGUUCACUGCGCUGGCUGUGAAAGGCCCAUUCUAGACAGGUUCCUACUCAAUGUUCUGGACAGACCUUGGCACAUACAAUGUGUACAGUGCUGUGAAUGUAAAUGCAAUUUGACUGAAAAAUGUUUUUCAAGAGAGGGGAGAUUGUACUGCAAAAACGACUUCUUUAGGAGAUUUGGCACUAAGUGUGGAGGCUGCGCCCAGGGGAUCUCCCCUAAUGAUUUAGUUCGGAGGGCAAAGACCAAAGUGUUUCACCUCAACUGUUUCACUUGUAUGAUGUGUAACAAACAGUUAUCUACCGGAGAGGAACUUUAUAUACUAGACGAAUUCAAGUUUGUUUGUAAAGAGGACUACUUAAGCAGCAACGGAAAGGAGACUACUCUCCUCUCAGUCACGACCUGCAGUGACCCAAGUCUGUCUCCAGAUUCCCAAGACCCUCAGGAAGAUAGUAAAGAUUCAGAAAUCGGGCAUCUCUCUGAUAAAGACACGUGCAACAAUGAAAAUGACGAGCAGAAUGUCGCCGGGAAACGACGUGGGCCGCGAACCACGAUCAAAGCCAAGCAGCUCGAGACCCUGAAAGCUGCUUUUGCCGCCACGCCGAAACCCACAAGACACAUUCGAGAACAGCUCGCGCAGGAGACUGGGCUCAACAUGAGAGUUAUUCAGGUAUGGUUCCAGAACCGGAGGUCUAAAGAGCGCCGUAUGAAGCAGUUGAGUGCGCUCGGCGCGAGAAGGCACGCGUUCUUCCGCAGUCCACGGCGCAUGAGAACGCUUGUUGACCGACUGGAACCCGGGGAGCUGAUUCCCAAUGCACACUUCUCCUACUAUGGAGAUUACCAGAGUGAAUACUAUGGUCCUGGAGGGAAUUAUGAGUACUUUGUCCCGGGUCCCCCAUCCUCCCAGGCCCAGACCCCUGCAGACCUGGGCUUCGUGGCCUCCUUCCGGCCCCCGCGGGCACCCCCCCUGGGGGCCCUGGACCCCCACCUGGCCGGACACCACCCCCUGGAGAAGUGCCCCUGCUACACAGACAUUAUCUCUCAGCACCCUGCGGACUCCCCCAGCCCUGAGCCCAACGGGCCCGGCUCCAUGCACAGCAUCUCCAGUGACAUGUGUGGGCCCGGGACUACCCCUUCACCCACGCUGUCGCUAAACAGCGGCUACAGCAACCAGCUGUCCCACCCCUCGUCUGAGAUGAGCGAAAGGCACUGGCUGGUCACUGUGUAG